AUGGAAAAAGGGGCAGGGCCCAGGCGGCGCCCCUGUGGAGCACCCACGCGUCCGGGAGGCACGUGCGGCUGCGCAGGAGGUGGUGUCUGCCAUCGACGACGAGGCGCUGGCGGAGGCCAACCUGCAUGCCCCUGUGCCCCAGCGGCCGCUCGUGUGCUACGACGACAUCUGAGCGGGUCAGAUCGCCCCCAAGGUUGCCAAACAGCCACCCUCUGCCAGGGGUGGGGCGGAAUGAGCUGCUCCUGUCAGCCGUCGAGAAGGACUCCGAGGCAUCCUCCUUCUUUCCCGCAACCCACUGGCAUUCUCUUCACAUAUGCGCCAUUUUGGUCUGGGUUUGUAUGCUGCACCCCGAGCUGUGUCCGGCAGGGUCCAACUGAUGAGAAGCGGCAGGGCGGGGGAGUACUGCAGCAGCUCGAGCACGGUACAGCCCAUUUACAUGGCUUCAGAAACUCAGAAGGCCCCUCAACUCCAUGUGACGCUCGCGCAUGUGAGGCGGGAACCGGACACGCAGUGGCUGUCGUAUCGGUCAGGGCGUGUUGCCCCCGGAGGAAGCGUGCCUUGCGCGAGAUGGAAAGGAUCAUGUGGAUGCCAUGA
Auxenochlorella protothecoides is the source of this 594-nucleotide messenger RNA. RefSeq lists its product as hypothetical. The transcript has 2 exons. Lineage: Eukaryota; Viridiplantae; Chlorophyta; Trebouxiophyceae; Chlorellales; Chlorellaceae. The record is from RefSeq and is a predicted model, not a curated record. Bases 1 to 594 code for a protein of 197 amino acids.